UCAUUCUCUCUCUUCAUCCUUCCUCUGACUCCGUUCCUCACACGGAUCUAGCCUCUAGCUGCGGAACCACAAGCGGAGGCUUUUUGAGUGUUGGAUCCCACACGCGAGUCUCUGUCUCCAGCCACAGCCAAAAGGAUUCCAGCUACAUGGGCAAACGUUUGGAACAGCAACCAAUGUACCCCCAGUACACUUACUAUUACCCUCACUACCUUCAGACUAAGCAGUCAUAUGCCCCGCCCCCUCCUCCCAUGGCUCCGCCCAGCCCCAGCACCAAUAGCAGCAGCCACAGUGCGGCGGAGCAGCUCAGUAAAACCAACCUGUACAUCCGGGGCCUUCCGCCAGGGACCACAGACCAGGACCUCAUCAAACUCUGCCAACCGUAUGGAAAAAUAGUGUCAACAAAGGCAAUCCUGGACAAAAACACCAACCAGUGCAAAGGAUAUGGCUUUGUGGAUUUCGACAGUCCGGCGGCGGCGCAGAAAGCUGUAGCGUCCCUGAAGGCCAGUGGCGUGCAGGCACAGAUGGCAAAGCAACAAGAGCAGGACCCCACUAACUUGUACAUCUCGAACCUCCCGGUUUCAAUGGAUGAACAAGAGCUGGAGAACAUGCUGAAGCCUUUCGGACAUGUCAUCUCCACACGGAUACUCCGAGACGCCAACGGGGUCAGUCGAGGGGUCGGUUUCGCCAGAAUGGAGUCCACUGAGAAAUGUGAUGUGGUGAUUCAACAUUUCAACGGAAAGUUCCUCAAAACCCCACCAGGAGUACCAGCCCCGACGGAGCCACUGCUUUGCAAGUUUGCAGACGGGGGACAGAAGAAGAGGCAGAGUCAGAGCAAGUACCCUCAAAAUGGCCGACCGUGGCCCCGGGAAGGAGAGAGUGGCAUGGCGCUGACCUAUGACCCCACUGCAAUGCAGAACGGGUUCUACUCCUCACCAUACAGCAUCUCCACAAACCGCAUGAUCGCUCAAACGUCAAUCACUCCAUUCAUCGCAGCCUCUCCUGUCUCCACAUAUCAGGUCCAGAGUACGUCGUGGAUGCCUCACCAACAGUACGUUAUGCAACCUACGGGUGCUGUGAUAACGCCAACCAUGGACCACACCAUCUCCAUGCAGCCCGCUAACAUGAUGGCACCCCUCACCCAGCAGAUGAACCACAUGUCCCUGGGUACCACUGGCACCUACAUGACUGCGGCUGCUGCUCCUAUGCAGGGGACCUACAUUCCCCAGUACACUGCGGUGCCUGCCUCAGCUGUCUCAGUGGAGGGAGUGGUGACGGAGGCUUCUCCACAGAGCGUUCCACCCUCGUCGCAGGACGGUAGCGGUCAGCAACAGGCUCUGGGUGUGGACAACACCAGCGAUCACGCGCCCACCUACUCUUUUCAGCCCGCCAAAUAACCAGAGGAGAUGCGGGGCGUUGAGGUAACUGCGUUGCCUUGAGACUGGGGGACUGCGACGAGGGAACAUUGAAGACAAGAGCGCAAGAGAUAGGAAAACACGUUUGUGUCUACUUUUGCACAAGCAUCAAAAAAAAAAAAAAAAAAAAAAAAAAAUUUAUUUAACACCUGGCCCACACCGGAGGACCUUUGGAGAGCUCACAACCAGACAGGGAAAGAGAGAAAUGACGUCUGGGAGAUUGAGCCUACUGUUAAUCGGCUGCCCGAAAAAAACUUUACCUUCAUGAAGUGAACGAAUUCAAACAAGUACAAGUUUUCCUAUUCUUUUUUUGAAUGUGCAGGUAGGUUUUCAGAAACAGUGGGUUUUUCUAUUAGACGAGGAAGCACGUUCUUGUAAAACAAUGAGAGAAGGAGCAAAAGAAGUCUUCCUCGGAUUCUAAGCUACUAUUACUUUUCUUUUUUUAUGAGUUAGAUUUUAGUUUUCUAGAGAAUAUUAAUGUUUUUUCAUCUUUGUUGCCUUAAUUUCGAGAAACAUCUAAGACUUUUUCCUGUUUGAACUGAACAGACUGACGAAUGCAGUGAAAAUGACCUGACAAGGAAAGGAAAAUUACCUGUAUAAAGCAUAGAAAGAAGAGAGAGGUCUCCUUGAGACGUUUUAAAUUAUCAGUGGUGACUAUGUGUUUAAAAGAGAGGACAGACAAAAAAAAAUAUUGUGGUCAUGAUGAUGAUGAUUAAACAGAGUUGCAUUUUUUUAGAAACAGAGGAAAAAAUGUUAAUCCACUGCAUCAUGGGAAAUGCAGUUUAUUGUGUAGUGCAGAUCAUUUUUAAUGGCAUUAUUGUUUUUAUCUGCAAUAUUUUUUAUGAGCUUUAAGGUGUUUUUAGCCUGCUUUGCUUGUUUCAUUGCGGAAAAAAAGAAAACUAAAACAGUCACAAAAAAAAAAGGCAGUGCAAAUUUACAUAGAUAAAAGCUUAUGGAUUAAAUCGAAACGAAAAAAAAGCAAAUGUGUGCAAAAAGCAAUAGUAAUAGGAAAUUGUUGACAAUUUCUUUAGUCUUUCUUAGCUGUGGAUCAAAUGCAGCCCAUGGAUGGCAUAUUUUAUACCAAAGAUGAAGAAACCCCCCUCAAGACAGUGGAGUGGAUCAAUUUUUUAGUUUCUUUUUUUCUAUUUGAGAUGUUUUGGCAUAUUCAUUUUGUUUCAGAAGUAUCCGUUUGACCUUGACGGCCAAAUUUGGUACUUUAGGGUUUAAACUUCCUUCCACUGUUGCAGAAUCUAUGUCAAUCGUUCAGUUGAGAGGCAGAAAACCACCAUCACUGAUCCUCAUGAGUGUGAUCUCCCCACCAGAGGGCGUCAGAGAGCGGCUGAACCAUCAAUCAUCUCGCGUCUGCCCGGCUGAAUGAACUAUACCUCUAUCUCUGCACCUCCCAGUCGCCGACCCACGGUUGGUCACUAUUAAACACGUCGCGCAUCCGUUCAGUUUGAGCUUUCUCACAAAGAAAGCCGUUUUCAUCAUUUCAACUUGACAGGAAGCACUCACUAGUGUAUAUUUAAACUCUGUGUACAGAUCACUACCUCAUUGAAAGCAAUUUUACCAUGAGGAAACACAGGAGAAUGUGUUGCGGGUCAUAAAACACAAGCUUUGCUUCAGGGGCACUGAGAAACAUUUGCAAUUAGCAGCAUUAGCAUGACAUAUUGUUCUGAGCACCUCCGUCCUUCUAUUGUAGAUGUUUUUUUGCGAUCCAAACGCCUCAUAUUAUAUGCAAAGUUUCUUUAAUCAACCAGAUGCCAUAGGAAAUCUCUCGUGAAAACAACAGUCUUUACUUGAAAAACGAAGGCUCUGUCCCAAAGCCCUUGCAGUUGCUUUAAAGUCCAGAUUUUGGUGACGUAAUCCAGUUAGUAAUCCGCAAGACAGCGAAUACACAUCGAGUUUGUUAUUUGGGACAGGGUCUAAGGUGCCCAUCGUCAUGGGAUUCGGCGGUUGCUCUGGUGCCUUGACAGCUCGGAAUUAGGGUUAGAAAUAUCACGUGUAGAGUGAUAUCUCGACUUUCCAUGUCUGAAAUCUGCUUUCAUUUGAUCAGGCUGCCCAUUCCAGAGGGGGGAAACUAGCAAACAGAAGAGGAGAAAGCGGUAACAUCUUAUAUGUUCAUAUA
Molecule: messenger RNA, 3540 nt
Organism: Rhinichthys klamathensis goyatoka
Lineage: Eukaryota; Metazoa; Chordata; Actinopteri; Cypriniformes; Leuciscidae
Gene: rbms3
Product: RNA binding motif, single stranded interacting protein
Exons: 14
Coding region: 147-1394 (415 amino acids)
Cellular component (GO): ribonucleoprotein complex; cytosol
Molecular function (GO): mRNA binding
Source: RefSeq, a predicted model, not a curated record